Molecule: messenger RNA, 1447 nt
Organism: Lymnaea stagnalis (great pond snail)
Lineage: Eukaryota; Metazoa; Mollusca; Gastropoda; Lymnaeidae
Source: the annotation of a GenBank genome assembly
UUCUCAUAUUCAGGACUCGCUAUAUCUGACCUCGGCGGACUCGUGACCAUCAUGUGGUCCAGCAUCUGCUAUAACCCGUUGUUUUCCGGCAGUGACCUCCCCUUCCAGACCAUGGACGUCAUGUACAUCACGAGCGCAUGGCCACACGCCUGCUUUAACAAGUGAGAGCAAUAAUAUGUAUACUUAACAAGUAGUUUGGUUCUCUUUGACUUGUGUUGGCUACUAUUGAAAUAGUCCCAAGAAUACAACUAGGCUCUUACGUUGUAAAGAGGAACCGUUUUACUUUCUUGUUAAAAGUAUUUAUACAUUUCACAUUACAUUUUUUUCCCUCUACUCUUUUUCUACAACGAAUGUUUCCAUUUUUUCCGUUAAAGUAUUGUAAGCUACUCAUUGAUUGUUCUUAGAACUAUUUUAUUUUUCCACUUCUUUUCUUUAAAAAAAAAAAAAAAAAUUCCCUCUUCUCUUUUUCUACAACGAAUGUUUCCAUUUUUUCCGUUAAAGUAUUUUAAGCUACUCAUUGAUUGUUCUUAGAACUAUUUUAUUUUUCCACUUCUUUUCUUUAAAAAAAAAAAAAAAAAAAGAAUUACAAGUUUUAUCACGGCUUUCAUCACGUUUGAGAGAUGCAUCUGCAUCGCCGUGCCGCUCAAGGUCAAGGUCAUCAUCACCCCGUCCCGCACCAAGGUCAUCGUCCUCGCCAUCUUCGUCCUCCUGUUCGCGCUCUUCUCCCCGCUCUUCUACGUCAACCGCCUGACGUGGACCUUCAGCCCCCAGCGUAACGCCACCAUCCUGGCCAUACGCUACUCCGAGGAGAGAGAGGCGGUCGAGACGGCCACCUUCUUCAUCUACAGCGUCGCCAUGUCAGCCUUCGUCAUCGCCUUCGUGUUCGUCUGCACCCUCGUUCUGAUCGUCAAACUAAACUCGAAAGUAAAAUGGCGGCUGACCUCCGUCGCCAACACCGCGAAGCAGUCGCAGACCGUCUCCGUCAAGGACAGAAAAGUGGUGAAAAUGGUGGCGCUUAUUUCCACGAUCUUCGUGAUCUGCUACAUCCCCACGACUCUGAUCUUCUUCAUGAUGGCGUACGAGCCCCAGUACAGUUACGGGGGCAGGUAUGAGAACAUUUACAUCGUCGUGUGGUCGGUGGCCAACGUCCUGGAGACGGUCAACUCCAGUAUCAACUUCGUCGUUUACUACAAUAUGAGUUCCAAGUUCCGUCUCAGAUUCCUUGAAAUAUUUUUCAGAAAGGAUGUCGGCUAGUCUUGGUGGUGUUUUUUUAUUUGUUUGCUUGUCUGAAGUUCUUUCAGUUUUAUUAGGCGAUAAACUUCUGCCACAUAUAAAGAGGAUAAUUAUAAUUCUUAGCAUUUAUGAUCAAGUCUUAAAAACCUACCAGACAUUAGCACAUUGAAAUCAAGUAAGCCAAUAUGUGACUUGACAUAAAAAUAAAUGACAC